GAGUGCCAAGUUGAACAGACGUCAAAUUACUGGAGUUCGUUUAAGAAAAGUAUGCCAAGACAUCAUGGAUUAUAUUAUGCUAAGAGCUCCACAGCCACCACCUGGACAAUCAAGGAAGAGAUUUUCAUUAUAUCUGUCUUCUCAGUUGAUGUAUGGAGUCGUUAAAAUAUAUAAUAAACAACAUGACUACUUACUUAAUGAUGCCUCUACAUUUAUGUCAAGACUUCGGCUGGCAACUGUUGCAAAUGAAGAUAUUGAUCUUAAAGAAGCUGUUAGCCAUGAUCUGGUGACUUUACCUGAUCCUGUGACCAUGUUCCAACCAGAAACAGAGUACUUUGAUCCAUUAUUUGGUCAAAUAAAAGAAAAUGCAAACGAAUCCCUCAUGGCCCACGAGAGAUUACAGAUAUCGUCAGCAUCGGAAAGUGAUCAAACCAUCACUUAUUCACCAAAAUCAAUUGACCCUUUGAGAAUAGGAGAUGUAUUAGGGAGUCCAAAUACAGUUUCUAGUAUUGAAGAAAUAACUUUGAAGGAGAUGUCAUCAUUAAUCAGUCGAGUUGAACCACUAGCAACAUUAGAAGAAGAUUUAUUACCUGGAUUUGGAGAGUUGUUUGAAAAUCUAAAUGAACAAGAAACUGAUAUUCCAAUUAUGACAGAAGCUCAUCAGUCUCCAAUUCCUCACAGUCUUUCUGACGUUCCUAUUGUGCCUGUCCAUGAAACUCCAAUAUACAGACCAGACAAUGAAUUGGCUAAAAAACACAAAGAACAUCCUACUCCAGGUAUUACUCCUGAACAACAAGAAAAACGACAAAAGAGAAAGAGGGCGAGUAUGAAGUUGGUAUUAGAUGAUAUAGAUUCAAAUAUUCAACAAAUAAGUCUUCCUAAAAAACGUAAAAGACUUAUUAUAGACAAAGAAACACAGAUAUCAAGGGAGGCCUUCAAAAAGAAUCUGAAAAAUUCCACUACUUCACAACCAAAUUCCAUCAUCGAUAUAAAGUCUAAAAGCAUGGGAGAUUUCUUUAAAACACCAGGAAGAGAAUUGUCAAGAUCUCUUCUAUACUGUUUUCAAAGAAACUGCAAACUUCCAGAAACAAUUUUUUUAUCUGAUACUGAAACAAGUGUGACUUCUUCCACUCUGGUAACAUCACCACCUCCAGUCUCCCCAACUAUUACUGCUCCUGUUUCAAUCUCAAGAUCAGCAGACAUAGAACUACAGGUAGAUUUGUUGAUACCAUAA
Patella vulgata (common limpet) is the source of this 1234-nucleotide messenger RNA. Its product is annotated as meiotic recombination protein REC8 homolog. Bases 65 to 1234 code for a protein of 389 amino acids. Gene Ontology annotation, cellular component: cohesin complex; synaptonemal complex. The transcript has 12 exons. The record is from RefSeq and is a predicted model, not a curated record. Gene Ontology annotation, molecular function: chromatin binding; protein binding. Gene Ontology annotation, biological process: mitotic sister chromatid cohesion; synaptonemal complex assembly; replication-born double-strand break repair via sister chromatid exchange. Lineage: Eukaryota; Metazoa; Mollusca; Gastropoda; Patellidae.